AUGGAGCAGUGUGGUUCAAGUAAAGAGCAGUAUUGUACAAGUGGAAAGCAGUGUGGGACAAGUAGAGAGCAGUGUUGUACAAGUGGGAAGCAGUGUGGGACAAGUAGAGAGCAGUGUUGUACAAGUGGGAAGCAGUGUGGUACAAGUAGAGAGCAGUGUUGUACAAGUGGGAAGCAGUGUGGGACAAGUAGAGAGCAGUGUUGUACAAGUGGGAAGCAGUGUGGGACAAGUAGAGAGCAGUGUUGUACAAGUGGGAAGCAGUGUGGUACAAGUAGAGAGCAGUGUUGUACAAGUGGGAAGCAGUGUGGGACAAGUAGAGAGUAG
Eurytemora carolleeae is the source of this 324-nucleotide messenger RNA. RefSeq names its product chitin-binding lectin 1-like. The record is from RefSeq and is a predicted model, not a curated record. The transcript has a single exon. Lineage: Eukaryota; Metazoa; Arthropoda; Copepoda; Calanoida; Temoridae. The coding region runs from base 1 to 324 and encodes 107 amino acids.